AUGUUGUUCACGAUGCUCAUCACCAGAAUCUUGUUCUGUCUCGUAACCUUCGUCACCGGCGCUCCCGUAAACGUCGAUCCUCGGAAACCACCACCAACACAGGGCCCCGGCGGAUAUGUCUCAGUGCCUUCGUAUUCAUCGGCCAGCUGUGGCCUGGUAACCCCCACCGCCCAGACCUGGAGGCAGAACCUACCGAACAUCCAGGUAUUUGCCGCCGCGCACUGGACCGGCUAUCUGAACGACCCAGGCUACAACUCAUUCCCGCACUAUCUUCGCGACAAGCUUGCGCCUAAUGUAGCGCCAAGUGCCUCCUAUUGCGACACUGUCGGAGGAUGCAGCUUCUCUUGCCAAGCUCUUGAUCCCUCGCUGUCGCAACACGAUAGGCAGAUGGCUUACUUCCUCUUCGAACAGAUUGGCGGUGUGGACCACCUGUUAAAGAGCCUUCGCGAAGGCUUACAGGAAGGUGCAUUGUAUGCGGAUGGACAAGUGCCUUCACUUGUGGCGAGAUACAGCGCUGCAUCACGCAUCUCGACGCAAAUUCAACAGGAGAAGAACGACCACAGGAGGAUGGAGAAGCUCGGCAUGACCGCCGUCUCCGCUCUACUGAUGAUGGCUGGUGGGGCACUAGCUAUCCCAGGUUUCAUUGGACUCGACAAGACUGCCGCACCUUCGAUGGUUAACAUGGCCGCGUCUACCUACAUCUCCGUCGUCGGCACAAUCAACACCGCUCGAGCUGACCCUGAGAAGCUUCCUGACAAUAUCGAGGAUGUUAUACGCUCAUCCCUAAACGACUUUCGCCAUCACAGUAUGAUCAGCAUUGCACAUGAGUCGAAGCAGCUCAUGGAAGGGGACAAGAACAACCAUGGACAAGACCUGCUCGGUCUCAUGCAGGGUCAAGACUUCUUCAGAAGAGAUGGCAAUAUCCAAGAGGAUAUCAUGAGGAUGUCCGAGAAGGUCUUCAAGCAUGCUGUGAUCAACGCAUUGUGGCAAUGGGAACGGCCCUAUAUCGUUGAUGCUGACGUCCCUACAGGUGCCUGUGAGGUGGACACUCGUGGACCGACCGAGAACCGGAUUUGCUUGCCGGAACGUCCGGAUCACUCAUACUGGAUAUACGCCUUGGACAUUUCGCAGGAGAACGACCCUGGUAAAAACCACAAAGCGUUGAUUCAUGGCCCCACUGGAUAUCGAAACUUCUUCGAAGGACAGAACUCCGACGUCUACGGAGCUACCUUGGAAGAUGUCGUCCGCUCAUCCCUUGCGGUUCAUGAGCACAAUCUGUAUGACGCUCUACAAACUGCGGACUUCCAGACGGUCCAGUCGGCUCUAGGACAGGCGAUGAAUUGGGGCAACGGCCAAUUCAAUCUCAUGGGCGCCUACACGUUAGCGAUCGCACGUAAUCCCCGCGGCGAAGCCAUUUCCAGCGUCUGGUCCACUCACGGUCGGAAUUUCCCUUGCAUGGUCGGCGAGUUCGGCUGGAACGACAACACAUACAAUCCUUACCAAGACCAGACCUUCAACUUCCUGGUGCGAAGUGGUCUCAUGUUCUCGGAAGAUUGGGAGAACCUUUGCCACAACGAAGGCCAUUGCAAAGGCGAUAAUGAUGUCGAUUGGCAUUCCCGACUCGAUGCUCUUCGCAAACCGGGUGAUCCGCCGAUUCCCGGCAGCCUGAAGCACCCGUUCAAGAAGUGUAAGCAGAAGACUAAGCAUGAUUACGGUGACCCUUCUGCGGACUUCAAUCCUCCUCUUCAUGAGAGGGAUCUGGGUGUUAGGUUCGCGAAUGCGACGAUGUCGUGGGCCUAG
Alternaria metachromatica is the source of this 1800-nucleotide messenger RNA. RefSeq lists its product as uncharacterized. The coding region runs from base 1 to 1800 and encodes 599 amino acids. The record is from RefSeq and is a predicted model, not a curated record. The transcript has a single exon. NCBI's taxonomy places the organism in Eukaryota, Fungi, Ascomycota, Dothideomycetes, Pleosporales, Pleosporaceae.